This is a messenger RNA of Aplosporella prunicola CBS 121167, 774 nucleotides long. RefSeq lists its product as uncharacterized. The record is from RefSeq and is a predicted model, not a curated record. Bases 1 to 774 code for a protein of 257 amino acids. The transcript has a single exon. Lineage: Eukaryota; Fungi; Ascomycota; Dothideomycetes; Botryosphaeriales; Aplosporellaceae.
AUGAUGUUCGCCACGUCGUCCUCGCGGCCACGCUCGCGCACCGACGGCCCAACCGACGCCCCCGUCCCCUCCAUCUCGCUCUCCACCCCCACGCCCACAACGCCACAAUACAGGAACCCGUUCCCACCACCGAGGUCGGCAACGACGUCGCCACCGCCCAUCGACCCCCUCGCCGCCACCGCGCGCAGCAGCCAGAACGUGCGCGGCGUCAUCCCCGAGCUGGACGAAGACCUCGACGACGUCGUCGACCUGGACCCGCUGGACCCGCUGUCCACGACCACCUCGUCCGGCGCCUCGCACCCCCCGUACGCACCGUCGCGCUCCCUCUCCGACGCCCUCAACGCCGAACCCCCUGCUCCCCCGACCUCCGCUAUGCAAAUGCCCAUGACGGCGCCCCAGCAGCUCGCGCAGCAGGAGCGCCGCCGCUCCCGCUCCCGCUCCCUGCUGCAGACGAUGCGGUCGUCGCUGCAGCUGCGCUCGUCGUCCAACAGCAACAGCAGCCAUGAGGGCGGCGUCGGCAGCUCAGCCCCCCGCUCCGGCCGCCGCUCCUCGCUCGCGUCCAUUUCGUCGUUCGGCUCCUCGCGCAACCGCAGCCCCGGUGGCUGCCGUAGCCGUAGCGGCAGCAUCAGUGCUGCUAGCGGCUACGUGCCCCGCCGCAAGGGCAGCGUCCAGAUUGGCGAGGGCGGGCAGGUCGUCCCGGAUACGGUGGGCGCGGCCGCCGUGCUGCCUGCUGUGCUGUUGCUGGGCGCGGAGCUGUUUACCCCGGGGCGCUGA